UUGGAAUUUUUUGUGUGGAAAUGAUGCGCCUUUUAUCCGUAUUUAGUCCGCCAUCUUAUUAAUGUGACGCGUAAGUUGACGAUGUGAAAGGUAACAGGCGUUUUAUAAAAAUUUUAAUUCGAAUACAAUUCAUUUUUAACGGUGAUCUAGUCAAUCGCAACAGUGCCGGAAGAAGUUCAUUCGAGCAAUUUCCAGCAGAAUUGUGUUUCAAACCAUCAACCACAAAACACAUCUCAAUUUGUUCUAAAUUUUGAACUCGAUUCAUAUUUCAUAGAUAGGUACCAGUUGCGCAACUCAAUUUAUGAUUCACGAAUCAAUACUCUGAGUCCAGCAGAUGAGCUAAGGAGGAAAGGAGAACAAAAUUCGAUUCAAUUCCAGCCUAGAACAACAAAACCAAAGUCUAAGCUCAAAAGCCAUGGCUGCUGACGAUAUUUAUAAUUUCGAUGUAGAUCUCGAAGAUGGAGCCGAGAAAAAAGUCACCAAAGGUAAAAGGAAAUCGAUUCGAUUGAGUGAUAUUGCAGAUAUCAAAAUUAAAAAGGAAUUCGGCUGUGAUAAUUGCGACAGGAGCUUCAAUAGUCUAUCGGGAUUGAAACGUCAUAAUAAAGUUUGCGAAAAAAUCAAAGAAGAACUAGAAGAUGCACCUGAUGAAACGAUGGAAGAUGGCAAUAACGAACUAAUGCAAGACGGUCAGAAUAAUUCGAUGGCGAAUGAUAUUUACAUCCUGCCCUCUGGAAUUAAUAUCGAUCAAAAUAGUACCAAAAAUGACGUUGAAUUGGGCAUGAGCACCUUUAUAAACAGUAACGGUAUCAACUCGUUUAUACAACCUGGAAAAUGUGAUUGUUGCGGAGAAAACUCUGAUACAGCUCAUACGGAAGGAGAAUUCAGCUGCGAAGAAUGUAUGUAUUUGUUCACCAGCGACGCGGCUCGACUACGACAUCGCAUUCUGAUUCACGAAGAAGGAGAUACGUACAACUGCAGUAAAUGCGAUGUGAAAUGUCCCGAUAAAAAAAUGCUACGGUUUCAUUUGCGAAUCCAUAAUCCAAAUUUCAAACCUGUCUCGUGUCCCGUUUGUAAUAAAGAAUUCAGUAGGAAGUAUCAUUUAGUUCGUCACAAUAUGCAAACAGGUUGCGAUGGCUCGGAAAGACCUACUUUUCCUUGUCAGGUUUGCCAACGUGUUUUUACAAGAAAAGAUAAUCUGCGCGAGCAUCUUCGUGCCCAUGCCGGUCAAACGAAACGUAAACAGAAGUACACAUGCGAGUAUUGUUCUCAGGAGUUCGCAGGAAUGUUCGUGUUGAAUCAGCACAAGAAACUUCAUUUGGGCGAUAAGCCGCACGCUUGCGAUUUAUGCGAGAAGAAGUUCUCAACCAGUGGAGCUUUGAAAAAACAUCGCCGUAAGCAUACCGGAGAAAGACCCUACGAAUGUAAACAGUGCUUCGCCAAGUUUGCGGCCAAAGAAACGCUCAAUCGUCAUACACGGAUCCAUACCGGUGUUAAACCGCAUACGUGCUUGUUUUGCGGUAAAAGUUUCAUUCAAGCUACGCAACUGCGAGCUCAUAUCUUCCAUCAUACUGGAGAGAAUGGGUACACUUGCGAACACUGUGGAAAAGCUUUUAAUAGGAGGACACGUUUGGAUUUGCAUAUAAAGUUCGUUCACGAAAACGCCAAACCGUUCGAUUGUGAGAAAUGUGGCAAAUCGUUCAUUCGUAAAGAAGAUUUAGCUCGACAUGAUGUGCUGCAUUCCGGCGUUAAAGCUCACAAAUGUCCAAUUUGUGAUAAAGGAUUCGCUAUGAAGUCAUCGUUGAAGAUACAUCUUCUAACUCAUACCAAGGAGCCUCCUCGUUCUUGCGACGAAUGUGGUCGCGCGUUCAUACGUCAAGAUUGCUUGUUACGUCAUAUGCGAACCAAGCAUCGCGAAAUGCUCGAAGAAAUCAUGGCCGAAGCCGAGAAGAAGAAACUGCAAGCUCAGCUUUUGGCAGUCGCCGCAGCCAGCACGAAUGACGAAGAAGCCGAAACACCCGAGAACUCUGAAUUCCAUACGUAUCUGCCAGAUGACGCUUUGACCGAGUCUAUUGGUGAAUUGUUAACCAUGUUGGUAGACGAAGCUACCCUUAAAUCUUUCGGCUGGCCUACUGCUUCGGUUGAUAAAUUAUUGGAAGCCGUGAUUAAGAGAUGUGGUCAUGCUCCGGCCACUCCGGACGACUUACCGUAUCCGGACUGUUUGAGGGAGAAUGCCAAAUUAUUAUUUACAGUCGUUAUCGACGAUUCGGCUGUGAAAACGUUGUUGAAUAAUCAAACCGUCGACGAAGUUAUUCUACACGUUUUGAAAUUGGCUAAAACGUGAUUUACUAAAGUUAAUGUGUGGGAUACCAAAAGCUCGAAAUACGAUGUCGGUGUAUUAAUACUAUUUUGUUUUUAGUGUUCACGAAUUAACUAUCUUUUUAUUAAUUUUACUCUGCAUGGUAAUGAUUUAAUCGAAGUUAUGUAUCAUUUAUUACGAUUUAAAUGAACCUAUUAUAUUUUUAAGUUGAUUUAUAUGUAUAAUUUGUUUAUUAAGUUUUAUUGUUAUUCGACUUAAAUUCUUCCGAUAUUAUUUUUUAUGUAUUAACGAAUUCGCAAGUAAUUCUACUUGUUUAUCACUCAUCGUUUCAGUUAUUUUAUUUUAUGUGAUGAAUCGUAAUAAUGUUGUUAGGCAUGAUGAAGUUCUAGGCAAUAGAUGAGCUUUUUAAUUUUUACUAUAUUAAUGUUCUGAAACGAAUUCCAUUGUUUUUUUUUCAAUCUUUGUUCAAAUUUAUUUUUUUUAUCGGGUGUUUUAUUUCAUGAUACAUUUUACGAAUUUUUCAAUAAAGUUUUAAUUUAUGUAUGCACAUUUAUAAGAGUAAAAUGGUUAAAAAAUCGAAUAAACAUGUUGGUAAUAUCA
Messenger RNA from Planococcus citri (citrus mealybug), 2917 nucleotides. RefSeq names its product suppressor of Hairy wing (gene su(Hw)). The coding region runs from base 416 to 2341 and encodes 641 amino acids. Gene Ontology annotation, cellular component: nucleus. The record is from RefSeq and is a predicted model, not a curated record. The transcript is spliced from 15 exons. Gene Ontology annotation, biological process: regulation of gene expression. Lineage: Eukaryota; Metazoa; Arthropoda; Insecta; Hemiptera; Pseudococcidae.